AUGUCCAGCGUCUCCUUUCAACGCUACAGCGAUGAAUUCAAGUCUUUGAAAAAGCAAGUUCAGGACUCCUUACAUGAAGGAUUCAAGGACGUGGAAACUGGCGACACGGGAAACUUGCUGAGUCAAUGCGAUGAAUUAUUGCAGCAAAUGGCACUCGAAGCCCGAAGUGUUGCAGAUCCAGGUACCAAACGAGAGCUAUUACAACAAGUUCGAGGAUGCAAAUCGGAAUUGCAAGCAUUGAAGGAUGAUCACAACAAGAAGUCAUUAAUGGCCUCGGCCCGAUCAGGCAAUGGUACUGACAAUCGCGAACGACUCCUCCAGCAACAGGAAAUGCUUACGAAGCAAAAUAGUCAAUUGGAGAACGCUAGAAAGGUUUUGGAAGAAACCGAGGCUGUUGCCAUGGAGAUUGGAGAAGAAUUGUCACACAAUCGAGAAACUAUUGAAUCGACACAUGGCAGAGUUCGGCAGGUCACUUCUCUAACGGGACGCGCACGACGAGUAGUUCAAUCAAUGAACCGGCGUGCUGUUCAACAGCAGAUGUUGCUGUAUGGAAUGGCCGCCAGUGUGGUCAUUGUCUUUUUCGUGCUAGUGUGGUGGAUGCGUUAG
Molecule: messenger RNA, 606 nt
Organism: Cylindrotheca closterium
Lineage: Eukaryota; Bacillariophyta; Bacillariophyceae; Bacillariales; Bacillariaceae
Source: the annotation of a GenBank genome assembly